UCGGUUGGAGGAAAUAUGUCUGUCCGGAGGCACAUUGGGAAUCCUGAGUAUCUGACCAAAAGAAUACCACAAAAUCCAAGGUAUCAGCAUAUCAAGUCAAGACUGGAUACUGGUAACAGUAUGACUAAAUACAUUGAGAAGCUAGAAGAGAUCAAAAAAAAUUAUAGAUACAAAAAGGAUGAGCUUUUCAAGAGACUAAAAGUUACAACUUUUGCCCAGCUGGUCAUCCAAGUUGCUUCCCUAUCUGAUCAAACACUGGAAGUGACAGCUGAAGAGAUUCAAAGGCUAGAAGACAAUGACUCUUCGACGACUUCAGAGCCCGACGGGGAAAUCGGUGCCAGGACCAACGGGAAGGGGAGCCCCGGGGAACAGUCGCCAAGCCCCAUGCAGUUCAUAACGAGCGCGGGAGCUGGGGACUCCAGUCGCUCUACUCUGCAGAGCGUCAUCAGUGGUGUUGGGGAACUGGAUCUAGACAAAGGGCUAGUGAAGAAAGCAGAGCCCAACACCAAAGACAAACCUUACCCCGACUGCCCCUUCCUGCUACUAGAUGUGCGAGACAGAGAUUCUUACCAGCAGUGCCACGUUAUUGGAGCUUAUAGUUACCCAAUUGCAACUCUGUCUAGAACGAUGAACCCUUAUUCAAAUGACAUUCUUGAAUAUAAAAAUGCCCACGGCAAGGUCAUCAUUCUGUACGACGAUGACGAGAGGCUGGCCAGCCAGGCGGCCACCACCAUGUGCGAGCGGGGGUUUGAAAACCUCUUCAUGCUUUCCGGAGGUCUAAAAGUCUUAGCUCAGAAAUUCCCAGAAGGACUGAUUACCGGUUCCCUGCCAGCCUCUUGCCAGCAGGCCCUUCCUCCUGGCUCUGCCCGGAAACGAUCCAGCCCCAAAGUGCCGCCCCCACCAGCUGAGAAUAAAUGGAGAUUUACCCCAGAAGAUUUAAAAAAGAUAGAAUAUUACCUGGAAGAGGAUCAGGGUCCUGCGGACAAUCCCAGCCGGCUGAGCCAAGUGAACGCCGCUGGAAGAGACUCCAAGGUUCCAGGCGCCCGCAGCAGUCAGAACCUGCCCACCGGGGGCCCUGCUGGCCCCCCAAACCCCCGCUCGCUCAGCAGCGGCCACCUGCAAGGCAAGCCCUGGAAGUAAAAACUUU
Molecule: messenger RNA, 1147 nt
Organism: Neomonachus schauinslandi (Hawaiian monk seal)
Lineage: Eukaryota; Metazoa; Chordata; Mammalia; Carnivora; Phocidae
Gene: CEP41
Product: centrosomal protein 41
Exons: 11
Coding region: 16-1140 (374 amino acids)
Biological process (GO): cilium assembly; protein polyglutamylation
Cellular component (GO): ciliary basal body
Source: RefSeq, a predicted model, not a curated record